Messenger RNA from Aspergillus ruber CBS 135680, 1436 nucleotides. RefSeq names its product ketoreductase. The transcript has 2 exons. The coding region runs from base 83 to 1123 and encodes 346 amino acids. NCBI's taxonomy places the organism in Eukaryota, Fungi, Ascomycota, Eurotiomycetes, Eurotiales, Aspergillaceae. Gene Ontology annotation, biological process: fatty acid elongation. The record is from RefSeq and is a predicted model, not a curated record. Gene Ontology annotation, molecular function: ketoreductase activity. Gene Ontology annotation, cellular component: endoplasmic reticulum.
UUUUGGCGUCGGCUCAACUUUUCUGCCACGACACACCACUCUGUCUAUCGAACGUCUUUUCUCAAUUGUUUACAAAUAGACAAUGGAGUUCCUGUCAAAAUACUCGGACUGUCUGUCCAACUGGCAGUUCAGUGUGGCCCCUGGCCCACAGGCUGUGGCUGCGUUUGGGCUGCUGUCUACCGGUGCUUUCUACAUUGUCUGGAAGGCGUUGACAUUUAUUCGCGUUAUUCUGAGUCUUUUUGUGCUUCCUGGAAAGCCGCUCCGCUCGUUCGGUCCCCAAGGCAGCUGGGCCGUGAUCACCGGAGCAUCCGAUGGCCUAGGAAAAGAAUUCGCCCUACAACUCGCCCGCUCCGGCUUCAAUAUCCUCCUCGUCUCCCGCACCGCCUCGAAACUAGCCACCCUGGAAGAUGAAAUUAAAGCCAAGAACCCCUCCGUGCAAACCAAGAGCGUGUCGAUGGACUAUGCCCAGAACAACGACGCCGACUACGAGAACCUCAAGGCGGCCAUCGAUGAACUCGACGUUGCAGUCCUGGUCAACAACGUUGGAAAGUCCCACAGCAUCCCCGUCCCCUUCGCCCUGACCCCCGAGGAUGAAAUGAACGACAUCAUCACCAUCAACUGCACGGGUACCCUGCGCACCACGCAACUCGUCGUCCCGGGAAUGGCCCAGCGCAAGCGCGGCUUGGUCCUGACCAUGGGCUCCUUCGGCGGUCUCCUCCCCACCCCGCUCCUGGCCACGUACUCCGGCAGCAAGGCCUUCCUGCAGCAGUGGUCGACGGCCCUGGGCGCAGAGCUCGAACAGCACGGUAUCACAGUCGAACUCGUGCAGGCGUAUCUGAUCACAUCGGCCAUGUCGAAGGUACGCAAGACCAGUGCUACGAUUCCGGACCCCCGCGCAUUUGUCAAGUCUGUUCUGGGUAAGAUUGGACGGAAUGGUGGGUCGCCGGGAUAUGCGUAUAGCUCGUCGCCGUACUGGAGUCAUGGGUUGAUGGCGUGGUUUUUGACCUGUGUUGCUGGCGUUAUGAAUAAGACUGUGCUUGGGCAGAAUAAGGGCAUGCAUGAGUCGAUUCGGACACGGGCGUUGCGCAAGGCGGAGCGCGAGAAGGGGAAGAAGGCUACUUAGGUGUGAACAGAUGCAGGUGCCAUGUGGUACUAGUACAAUAUGAGUGGGGAUGACAGCAAUAACCGAUUGAUGAGUUAGGAUUGUUGAAUGUAUUCUAGCUAAUGUGCGAUUUAUCUUCAACGAAAUGCCAACGUUUGAUGAAGCAACAAUUCAACCACUAUAAUGGCAAGUGAUGGAUCCAUGGCAGUGAUUGACCAUGAGAUCAUGGUAAACCCUCCACCCAAUAAUCAAGACCGGUAUAUUUAUAUAGAGCCAAGGACAUCACACUAAGUGAAUACCAACCAUAAGUCAUUGGAGUGGUUCUGUGUCUGCC